AUGCUCCUAAUAUUUGUCUGUGUUUGCCAAGAUUUGGAAUACGUUGUGCCCGUAGUGGUCGGGACCCCUGGCCAAAUAGUGCGUCUGGAUUUCGACACAGGCAGUUCCGAUCUUUGGGUGUGGAGUACGCACUUGCACGCGUCAACGAGUAAUCUCAAGAGUCAUCGUGUUUACGACCCCCGCAAGAGCUCGACUGCACGAUCAAUGCCUGGAAUGACUUGGAAAAUCUCCUACGGUGAUGGGAGUAACGCAAGUGGCAUUGUCUAUUCGGAUGUACUCACAUUUAAUAAACUGACGGUUCCUAACCAAGCCAUCGAGGCUGCAGAUCGUUUGAGCCCCACCUUUUUGUCUGAGAAUGGUUCCGACGGCUUACUUGGUCUUGCAUUUCCCAUACUCAAUACAAUCAAGCCACAUCCACAGAAGACCCCAGUACAACACCUGAUCGAACAGAAAAUUAUCAGUCAACCGAUUUUCUGUGCCAAAUUGGUGAAAGGUGGUUCAGGGAGCUACUAUACUUUCGGUUACAUUCCACAAAACGUUGUGGACAGGAACCGCCGCAUCACCUAUGUAGAUGUCGACUCAAGCCAUGGGUUCUGGGAGUUUCCCUGUCCACAGUUGAGAGUUGGGCAGCACACAGUGAACCAGCGCCCGGGAAAUACCGCUAUUGCCGACACUGGGACUACGCUUAUUUUGCUUGAGGACUCGGUACUUGACGACAUCUAUGGUCAAAUUCGUGGCGCUCGAACGGACCGAUCGGGCUGGGUUCUUCCUUCAAAUGCCCAUUGUCCAGACGUGUCCUUCUCUAUUGGCGGAAAUUUCUUUUCUAUCUCCGGAGAAGAUUUGAAGUUCGCGGACUCCGGAAAUGGCAUGAGUUUUGGGGCCAUCCAAAGCCGUGGCUCCAAUCGACAGGAUAUACUAGGAGACGUGAGUGUGAUCGUCAAGUACCUCGUAUGGAUCUUACCUAAAGUUCACGUAAACCCCAGGUAUUCCUAA
Cantharellus anzutake is the source of this 993-nucleotide messenger RNA. Its product is annotated as aspartic peptidase domain-containing protein. Gene Ontology annotation, biological process: proteolysis. NCBI's taxonomy places the organism in Eukaryota, Fungi, Basidiomycota, Agaricomycetes, Cantharellales, Hydnaceae. The record is from RefSeq and is a predicted model, not a curated record. Gene Ontology annotation, molecular function: aspartic-type endopeptidase activity. The transcript has 6 exons. Bases 1 to 993 code for a protein of 330 amino acids.